CGAUCUUUGCGAGCGGCGCUUGUGUUUACAGGCAGACUGCAGAUCCAAACGAGGGAAGGAGACACUCCGCGUACCUGCGCCGUGUUAAUCUAGUCUGGCGACGCUUUACAGCCUGCUUGCUACCAACGAAAAACCCAAUUAUAUAAGCGUACCAGCAACGGAGGGUGCGUUAAAGGACGUUUAAACGCACAUUUCGAACGCGGCCUGGUGUAGUAGUCGUACGGGAGGAUGAAUUGCAGCCACAACAACAACGCGGUGAGCCCGUGCAUGAUGAGCGGCUGAAGGAGGAGGGAGGAGGAAGAGGGAGACUGCGGUCUCAAAAAAAAAGAAGAAAAAAGCGCACCACGCUCCUCGCCUGAAUCAUUUUCACCCCAAACAAACUCGCCUUCUUCACGCGACAAGAUUUUUUUCGACAUGUAAAGUAAGCUUCAGAUCUAAGAUUUGACUGCGGAUGAUUCCACCUCCACCAGCGGGACGGUAUGCGUUUCCCCCCCACACCACCACGACAUGGAGCGUGAAGAUGCGGAUUACACAGGAAUCCCCGGCGCUCACCGUUUAGCCGUAUCUGUCCCGCCGCCCUCACCUACGCGGUGUGCUUUUUUGUCGGCGCUUACGCGUAAUAUGAACACAUUUCCACUAGUGCGGGUGUUUAAACAUUUGAUUUUCCAAGCGGGAUUUUGUGAUUGAGCUAGCUCCCGGGUGCUAGCCCAUUAGCCCCAUUAGCCGGCUAACGGCUAAAAGGCGCUGGCUUUAGAUUUAAAAGGCUUCUUUCCCACCCUCCCACGCCACCUAGAAAUAACCCUGGGUGGUUUUUACACGGACGACGGACGCACCCCUCCUUCGCCCCCUUCCAGCCACUUGGCGGGCAUAUUUAUUUACAGGUUCUCGGCGGAGGAUUUACGUCUCCGGGAAUGAGGGCUCCAAUGGAAAGGAGCCGCUUGACCUUGUUUUGGGGUCUGAUGCUGGCCGCGUCGUCCUGCCUCCGGCCCGCCGCUGCUGAGAUUUGCGGCCCCAGCAUCGACAUCGGCAAUGGAAUAAGUGAAUUUCGGCGUCUGGAGAACUGCACAGUGGUGGAAGGUUACUUGCAGAUCCUCCUCAUCAGUGACAAGAACAACAACCAGGAAGUCUUUCGCUCCCUCAGCUUCCCCAAGCUAACUGUGAUCACGGACUAUCUGCUGCUGUUCCGGGUCCCCGGCCUAGACAGUUUGAGCACGCUGUUCCCCAACCUGGCCGUGAUCCGCGGCCACAACCUCUUCUACAACUACGCUCUGGUCAUAUUCGAGAUGACCAGCCUGAAGGAUAUCGGCCUGUACAACUUACGCAACAUCACGCGAGGCGCCAUCCGGAUAGAGAAGAAUCCAGAGCUGUGCUAUCUGGACUCGGUGGACUGGUCACUCAUCAUGGACGCCGAGUUCAACAACUUCAUUGCUGGGAACAAGCAGUCCAAAGAGUGCAGCGACGUGUGCCCUGGCAUCAUGGAGAACAACCCGCAGUGCCGCAAGACAAUGUUCAACAACAACUACAACUAUCGCUGCUGGAACUCGAACCACUGCCAGAAAGAAUGCCCAGAGAAAUGCGGGCGACGAGCAUGCACGGCGAAUGGCGACUGCUGUCACGAGCAGUGCCUCGGCAGCUGUACCUUGCCGGGCAGUGACAGUUCUUGCGCCGCCUGCGUCCAUUAUUACCACGAGGGCCGUUGCGUGGCCGACUGUCCGCCCGGCACUUACAAGUUCGAGGGUUGGCGGUGCAUCAGCGCCGAACUCUGUUCCCGAGUCCACCUGCCUGACUACGAUAGUUUCGUCAUCCACCAGGGCGAAUGCAUGUCCGAGUGUCCCUUCGGGUACACGCGCACCACCCCUAACAGCAUGUCCUGUGCUGCCUGCGAUGGUGUGUGCGAUAAGGUGUGUGACGAGAAGGUCAUCGAUUCCAUGGAUGCCGCGCAGUCACUGAAAGGCUGUACAGUUAUCAAAGGCAAUCUACACAUCAACAUCCGCAGAGGCCACAACAUGGUGGCCGAACUGGAGAGUUUCACGGGUUUAAUCCAGAGGGUGACGGGCUACGUGCGCAUUCGACACUCGCAUACGCUCAGUUCGUUGGCCUUCCUGCGAAGCCUGAGAUACAUCGACGGCGAGGAACUCCUGGAUGACACCUACGCCUUCUCGGCAUUUGACAACCAGCAGCUCCAGUACUUGUGGGACUGGAAGCAGCACAACCUCACCAUCCGGAACGGGAAGCUGUUCUUUCGGGCCAACCCCAAGCUCUGCGUGUCGGAGAUCCGAAAGAUGUGGGAGAAGACUGGAGUAUCGGGACGCUUUGAUGAAAAUGACUUGCGCAACAAUGGCGACCGAGCCAGUUGUGAAAGCACCAUCCUGCAGUUCAAGUCCAACACCACUAGCAGCACUCGGAUCAUACUGACCUGGCAGCGCUACCGUCCCCGUGAUUACAGAGACCUGAUCAGCUUUAUCGUCUACUACAAGGAGGCCCCUUUCCAGAACAUCACCGAAUUCGAGGGACAGGAUGGAUGCGGCUCCAACAGCUGGAACAUAGUGGAUGUCGAGCUGCACCAGGAUAAGGACACGGACCCCGGGGUGCUUUUGUCCGGUUUGAAGCCUUGGACACAAUACGCCGUGUUUGUCAAAGCCAUCACACUUAUGGUGGAUGACAAGCAGGUGCCCAGCGCCAAGAGCAAGGUGGUGUACAUCCGUACGAGCCCAUCAGCGCCCUCCAUGCCUCAGGACGUGCGUGCCUACUCCAACUCCUCCACCCAGCUGGUGGUGCGCUGGGUCCCCCCUGUGUCCCCCAACGGCAAUCAAACCUACUACUUGGUGCGCUGGCAGCAGCAGGCCGAAGACCGAGAAUUGUACCAGCAUAAUUAUUGUUCUAAAGAGUUAAAAAUCCCUGUAAGGAUGGCUGCGAUUGGAGUGGGAGACCACGAGGAAGACACUAAACCCACAAAGCCGGACCCCAACAGCCCCGACAAGGGCCCCUGCUGUCCCUGCCCCAAAUCGGCGGAGGACCUGGAAGCGGAGGCUGCCGAUGCCUCCUAUCGGAAAGUCUUUGAGAACUUUUUGCACAACUCCAUCUUCACACCCAGGCCACCCGAUCGCCGCCGACGAGAUGUAUUUAACAUCGCCAACGCCACCCACUCUCGACGCCAGCACUGGCCUCACUCCAACACCAGCACCGUGCCUCCGAUGCAGGGCGCUGGCAAUAGCAGCGGUACCAACCCGGAGCUGGCGGAGCAAGAGUUUGAUUUUGUGGAACAGGCGGUUACAGAGCGCGAGCUGCAGAUAUUUGGUUUGCAGCCGUUCACCGUAUACCGCAUCGACGUUCACGCCUGCAAUCGGCAGGUGCAGCGCUGCAGUGCUGCAGAGUUUGUUUUCUCCAGGACUAAACCGGCAGAAAAGUCUGAUGACAUUCCAGGCUCGGUGACCUGGGAGGGUCACGAGGACUCCGUGUUCCUGCGUUGGCCGGAACCGUCACACCCCAAUGGUCUCAUCCUCAUGUAUGAGAUCAAGUUCAAACUGGGCGCAGAGAAUGAGAAGCACGAGUGCGUGUCGGCUCAGAUGUACCGGACACAGCGCGGCAUCCGUCUGUCCAACCUGAGUCCGGGCAACUACUCGGUGAGGGUCCGAGCGACAUCGUUGGCUGGGAACGGAUCCUGGACGCAGCCGAUAGACCUUUACGUGGCGGAACGAUAUGAAAACUUCCUUUACGCCAUCAUAUUCGCCCCACUCUUCAUCAUUGUGCUCAUCUGCGUCCUGGCUGGUGUGCUCUUUGCCUUGAACAGAAAAAGGAACAGCGAUCGGCUUGGAAAUGGAGUCCUGUACGCGUCUGUCAACCCUGAAUACUUCAGUGCUGCUGAAAUGUAUGUACCUGACGAAUGGGAGGUGGCACGCGAGAAGAUCUCCCUGAGCCGCGAGCUGGGCCAGGGCUCGUUCGGAAUGGUGUAUGAAGGAAUCGCCAAGGGUGUGGUGAAGGACGAACCGGAGACGCGAGUGGCCAUCAAGACAGUGAACGAAUCAGCCACCAUGCGGGAGCGCAUCGAGUUCCUAAACGAAGCCUCCGUCAUGAAGGAGUUCAACUGUCACCACGUGGUGCGUCUGCUGGGGGUGGUGUCUCAGGGCCAGCCCACUCUGGUCAUUAUGGAGCUGAUGACACGAGGAGACCUCAAGAGUUACUUGCGCUCCCUCCGGCCUAAAGAGCAACAGUGGUCAAGUUUGUCGCUACCACCCCUGAAGAAAAUGCUACAGAUGGCAGGCCAAAUCGCGGACGGCAUGGCGUACCUCAAUGCCAGCAAGUUUGUGCACAGAGAUCUGGCGGCGCGCAACUGCAUGGUUGCCGAGGACUUUACCGUCAAAAUAGGAGACUUCGGAAUGACCAGAGACAUCUACGAGACCGACUACUACCGCAAAGGCGGGAAGGGUUUGCUACCCGUCCGAUGGAUGUCGCCUGAGUCUCUGAAGGAUGGUGUCUUCACCACCAAUUCGGACGUCUGGUCGUUUGGGGUGGUCUUGUGGGAAAUUGCUACACUAGCAGAGCAGCCCUACCAGGGUCUUUCCAACGAGCAGGUGCUGCGCUUCGUCAUGGAGGGAGGCUUGCUCGAGAAACCGCAGAACUGUCCCGACAUGUUGUUCGAGCUAAUGCGCAUGUGCUGGCAGUACAACCCCAAGAUGCGUCCGUCUUUUGUGGAAAUCAUCAGCAGCGUGAAGGACGAGCUGGAGCCGUCCUUCUCCGAGGUUAGUUUCUUCUACAGCGCCGACAACAAGCCGCCUGACGCCCAGGCCCCGCCCCAACAACACUCCGACAACACGGACGACGCAGUCGACACGCCACUGCAAAUGCCGCCCUCGCCCAGCUCCCACCCAGGACCUUCGCUAGCCCCCGGCUCGCCCCGCACGAACAAGGAGCCCGUCGGGCAUCAAGCGGCUAACGGCUUGACGUCAUCGACGUCGUCAUCAUCACUGGGGGCGCCGGGCAACGAGUCUGGUUCGGCGGCCGCCAUGCAGGCGUCCCUGGACGAGCUCCCGCCCUACGCCCACAUGAACGGGGGACGCAAAAACCAGCGUGCCAUGCCUUUCCCUCAGUCGUCUGCCUGCUGAUCAAACGGAGCAAAGACUCAUGGGAAGUCAAACCUAUUCUGCUGUAGUAAGGACACCCCUUUUUGUUUUUUUCGUUGAUCUACCAGACGCAACACUGCCCCCUUGCUGCCGAAAGAAUCACCGCGGAGGGAGUUGCUUGUUUGAUAAACGCUUUCUUACUUUUUCCUUUCUAAGAGGAUUUCGCUCCAUUUUUGAGUGGGCAUUACGGAAGCAUAUAUGCAUCCACGCAACGGGAGAAGAAGCACUUAAAGACAGAGGUCCUCCACGUUGCUGCCUUUGUGCCGGUUGCUAUGGUAACGACUUUAAAAACAGCUGGAAAAAUCUACAUUUUGAUACGCUCGUCUCCAUUUCGAUCAUUUGUUUUGUCUCGGUAUGAAACUGAGCCACAAACAAAACAUUCUUCAUCACGCGACCAUGGCUUUUCGUUCAAGUUGUUUCAAACCAAGCGUUCAUAAGAAAAAUGUCUGGAAAAUGAUGAUAAAGGCCGCAAAAAGAAAAUGAUUUUGAUACUCCACCAAAAUUGUGCCUGUUGGUACAAUAAUCACAUAAAAAGGCCUGAAAAUGUUUGUAAAGUGGUUCAAGGACGUAUGAAAAACGUGAAAAUCUGCAAAAAAUUCAGUACUAAAACACAUUUUGUUUGCCGGGGCAGGUCCUCAAUGUUGCUAAUAUUGUGGCGGUAAGUAAAACAAAACAAAAAAAAUGUCAUUACAAUGGUUACUUGUACUGAAGAAACACUGCAAAAACCUAUAAAAAUGCUGGAAAAAACACUCCGAUAAAGUCUGAGCCACAGAAAAGUGCAACGAACAAAUGUCAAAAUUCCCCCGAAAUAAUAUUUCGGUUUUAUUUUGAAGAGGAUUCACGCAAAAUCUUGCAGGUUUUUUUCUUUUCCGCUCGUUGGUACGACAACAAAAACCGGCUAUGAAAGCGGUGCAAAAACAACAUAUUUUUUGGAAAACAUCGAAAGCUGAGCCACAAAUCUUCGCAAAGUGCUGCAAAACAGACAUCAAAACACUGUCAUGUUGGUGUUUGAGUUUUUUAAAAAUGGUUUUAAAUAGCAUUUAGGCCGGUUUUCUUUGGGUGUGACUUUUUGUACCUUUUUUCUACGGUCCCCACCUUGUUCAUCUUGUACAGAGAAAAGAAAAGACAAGCUGCUAUUCCUUAUUUUCUCUUGUGGUUGUAAUAUAGAUAAUCUAUAUAAAUAUAUAUGACUUUAUGAGUAUAAGAGACCUUCAGGUUGAAUCCACGAGCGUUUUCACUGCAGUUUGCCAUAAUUUUUUGGGUUUCCUUUUGUUUUUUCAAGCUGAACUGAGCUGGUUUCAAAGAAAUACUCCUAAUAUUGUGUUUCGCAGAGUCCCAAGUAAAUCUCAGGUUUGUGCCGUCACCUUAGGCUUUAAUUCUAUUGUUAGCCGCUAAAAAUGCUAAAAAAUUCAAUUCAAUGUUUCCCUCAAAAUCACAGUAUUAAGCCUCUUACUCUCUUUACGCUUGCUGCCGCUUUUUAUAUAACGUUAAAUUAAUCAUUAUCAUCAAAGGUCUUGGGCUAGCCGUUAGCUGUUUUUCACUAGCUACAGCUAGGUUUUUCUUUAGCCAGGUUUGUCCAGCUAGCUCACAAAUACGAACAAACCAGAGUGUAGACAUCAAAAAACUGUACAACAAAAUGGCGGCGUCAAGUACAUGAAUGCUAAUCAUCCCAAAAAAAAACGGACACAAGUAUUUUUUUAAGCGCUAUACUUUUUGUUUUAGCUAGCGUCCAAGACGCGAAUAGCUUUCGCGAUAGCCGAAGACGUUCAAUUUAGCCAGCGGGCUAGCUAAUGCUAACUAAGACGUCAAAUUUCGAUGCACUACUAUUAAAUUUCAAUUCAUCUCAUGAUAAAACGGCGUCUGCCAAGCGUACGCAGAUGCUAAUCGUGAACACUAGCCGUAGGGCCAUGACUGCCUGUUCCCUAUGAAUUAAAAGGCUGAAUUAAUUUAUUUAUAAGAUUUAUUGAAGAAAUAAUGACCAGCCCAGUUGUUUGUGUUUUUUUUGUUGUUGUGUGAGUGUGUGUAAAUCACUGUACAGAAAUAGCUGGAGACUUUUUCUAUUUGUUUUGGUACGUUUUUGAGGAUUUUUCGCUACUUCUAGGGGAAGGUUUUUCAGUUUUUUUGUUCAACCAUCCAUCUACCUCACUGAUUUUUUUAAAAUUCUUAAUUACUACAAUGUGGAGAAGCUUUACUUUAUGUCUCGAUUACAAACCACAAACCAAACAGCAGCACAGAAACAUUGGAAGUUACACAGAAAAUGACUGAUACAUUGUUUAAUUUUCUGUUUUUGCUUUUUAUGAAGAGCCAGAACUGACCUAAUUUUGUGAUGAAAUUAUAUUUUUGUUUUUUGAGCAAUGUCGCAAGUUUAAUUUACAAUCGAACUAAAUUCUGUUGAAAUUUUGACUUUUUAUUUGGCUUUGUUCAAUGUCAAGUCACGAAAUUGUCGACGUUUUUCACGUAUUUACGCGUCCUGGAAAUUUUGGAUUUCUGUUUUUACACUUGAUUCUGUCCGUGUUUCUGUUGCUGAUGGCAAAAAAACAACAUUCUCAAGCUUCUUCCACUUCGUCACACAUUUCGAUGCCAGUUUUAAUGAAGACGUAAUGUUGAGAUUUGUGUAUAUUUUGGGCGGGAUUUUAGUUGGCCCCCUGAGAGACGUUAUUAGAGGCCUUCGUGACAGAGUGGACCACAUCCGCGUGUUCAAAAAUGAGGAGGUUUAAGUAAAAAAAAAAUAAAAAAAAGCAGAAUAUUCUGUUUUCUGGCCUUUUUUGGGGACUGGCUGUUGCCGUGGUGAAUACAGGUACAGCUGGUUCUUCGGUUUAAAUGCAGUAGAGAUAUAAGGGAUCAGGAUGAAUUUUUUGUUUGUUUGUCGUUGUUUGUUUUUACCACUGGAAGGCCUCAAAAAACUUUGGGCGGCUUUUUUCUCGCAUCCAUGGCUGAUAGUUUUGUACAUUUUUUUCCAAUAGCCUUCCUAUUGAAAAUCUAGAAUGAGGUUUCAUUUUGUUCCCAUCCCUCAUUCCGCCUAUUUUUGUUUUGUACAUUUUUUCAAAUAUAUUCUGGAGGGUGAUGAAACUGAUGAGCGGAAGAAUAACGAGAAUGUCUUUCGCUGGUUCUUGUUUUUCUACAUUGGAUUUAAGAUAAAUAAAACUGUAUGCAAAUCAUGGCUGCUUGUUUUUGGUUUUUCCUCUGAUAUAUUCUAUGGUAAUAUAAUUUAUGUUCAAAUAUUCAUUCAUUCAUUCAUUAUCCAAGCUGCUUAUCCUCACGAGGGUCGCGGGAAUAUUUUGGGCCCAAGCCUGAACAUGCUCGAAAACUCACCAAAAUUUGCACAUACAUGCAGCUUGACAUGCAGUUUGCGACCUUGCAAAAAAAAUUGUAAUUUAAAUUUUCAAAAAAGGCCUCGCCUAUUAGGUUUUUUCAAUAUAAAGCGAUGAAAUUUGGGGAGUCAAUACCUUGUACAACUGCUCCAAAAAGUCUCUUGUACCCAUAUUUCAACACGAUUUCCAUUCAUUUCCUAUUAGGGACAAACGGUGGCUUGUCCCUACUUAGCAACAGUAGCAAAUUUCAUGAAUAUUAAUGAGCGGAAGUGACGUGUUGCUUGCGGUACGCCAUUACAACAUGUCUAAAACUGUUGUGCCGAAAAAUACCCGCCCCGCGUGAAAUGUCCCCCCUGACGGAAGCGCCCACACGUCACUCGUACAAACAGCCUUUUCUUACCAAUCGAUGGACACGGAAACUACUUUCUUUUACCGUGAGUAUGUAUUAUUUUAUUCUGCUUGAACUAAUAAAUAUUGUAUUGUGAAUGUGUAUUAUUUUACUCUUGAACUA
Molecule: messenger RNA, 8942 nt
Organism: Corythoichthys intestinalis (scribbled pipefish)
Lineage: Eukaryota; Metazoa; Chordata; Actinopteri; Syngnathiformes; Syngnathidae
Product: insulin-like growth factor 1 receptor
Exons: 21
Coding region: 912-5102 (1396 amino acids)
Biological process (GO): positive regulation of phosphatidylinositol 3-kinase/protein kinase B signal transduction; positive regulation of MAPK cascade; regulation of JNK cascade
Cellular component (GO): plasma membrane; axon; insulin receptor complex
Molecular function (GO): insulin receptor substrate binding; insulin receptor activity; ATP binding
Source: RefSeq, a predicted model, not a curated record